Mytilinidion resinicola is the source of this 1167-nucleotide messenger RNA. RefSeq names its product repressor of RNA polymerase III transcription MAF1. The transcript is spliced from 2 exons. Gene Ontology annotation, cellular component: nucleus. Gene Ontology annotation, molecular function: RNA polymerase III core binding. The record is from RefSeq and is a predicted model, not a curated record. Gene Ontology annotation, biological process: negative regulation of transcription by RNA polymerase III. The coding region runs from base 1 to 1167 and encodes 388 amino acids. NCBI's taxonomy places the organism in Eukaryota, Fungi, Ascomycota, Dothideomycetes, Mytilinidiales, Mytilinidiaceae.
AUGAAGUACCUUCCAGUCCGCGACCUUGAAGUCGUCGCCAGCGCACUGAAUUUCGAAACUCCCGAUUGUCAUAUUGUCGGCGGAUGCGAUCUCUACACUACAAAGGCGGCGGGCAGCGAUAAGAAACUCUACAAGACGAUCGAGAACUCGCUUGAGUCGCAAUAUGAGUCACUUUUGCGCCUGUCGGCCUCGCUGUCCCCCCCAGAAGCCGCGUCGCUCGCCGAGUCAAUGAAUCUCGCUCGGUCGAGUCCGUUCGGUCCGCUGAGCCAGAUAUCGAGCCGCCGCACCUUUGCCUAUCUUAUCGCGACGCUCAACGCCAGCCACCCGGACUACGACUUCUCCCACACCCUCCGCCCGACCGAUUUCCGCAAAGAGCGCAGCGUGCGCUCUGCCAUGAACACCAUCGACACCACACUCUACAACCUGCGCCCGCGGCCGUCUGCAGCCAUCCUCGCCGUCCCCUACCAAUGGGGCAGCGGGGCUAUCGCACCGGGCGCGCAGACGCCCAACGGCAGCCAGACGUGGGGCCCGCGCAUGUGGCAGCUGAUCGACAAUGAGAUGUCCCUGAAAGACUGCGAAAUCUACUGCUACACGCCCGAUGAGGACCCCUUCUACGGCGACGACGGCUCCAUCUGGAGCCUCAAUUACUUCGUCUUCAACAAGUCCAAGAAGCGCGUCCUGUACCUCUACCUCCGCGGCCUCAGCGCCAUCUCGCAGUCGCCGACGGCGCUCGUCGCCAAGCGCAAGCACUCGCAGCGCGGCGGCGGAGCGAGCAGCGUGGGCGCGGGGGCCCGCAAGCGCGCGCGGUACUGGCUGGGCGACCGCGCCGAAGACAAGGACUUUGAGGACGGAGGGUGGGGCGAGGACGACGACGAGUACCUGGUGGUCGAGGAGGAGUCGAGCGAGGAUGACGAUCUGGACGUCGAUUUCCACGCGCUGGUAAGCAUGCCACCGCCGCCGCCUAACGUGCAGGUCGACGCCGCCACAACCACCCGCGACGACAGCGGCGCUACCGCGAAGGAGAAAGGGGACUCGUCGGCGAGCGCGAGCGAGGGCGACUCCGAGGAGGAGGAAGAGGAGCCGAGCGAUGUGGAGAUGUCGCGCGAGCGGUCCAAGAGCACCGUGAGGGCUGUCAGCGAGCAGAUCGCCGACUCGAUGGAGGUUUAA